AUGCCGUCCUACAAGAAUGAGCCUAUCGCCAUCAUCGGCAGUGGAUGCCGCUUCCCCGGGGACUCUAGCCGGCCCUCCAAGCUGUGGGACCUGCUUUCCGACCCCCGCGAUGUCCUCCGCAAGAUCGACCGCUUCCGCGCCGACAACUGGUACAACAAGGAUGGCCAUCAUCACGGUGCCAGCAACGUCCUCGACUCGUACCUUCUUGCCGAGGACACCCGCGUCUUCGAUGCCCAGUUCUUCAGCAUCUCCGCCUCCGAGGCCGAGGCCAUCGAUCCUCAACAGCGUCUGCUCAUGGAGACCGUCUACGAGGCCCUCGAGGCCUCUGGCUCAAGCAUCGAGUCCCUCUCUGGGUCCAACACCGCAGCCUAUGUCGGUGUCAUGUGCGACGACUUUUCCCAGAUUGUCUACGGCGAUGGAGAGAACGUCCCCACCUACGCUGCCACCGGCUCUGCCCGCAGCAUCAUCUCCAACCGCAUCUCGUACUUCUUCAACUGGCACGGCCCUUCCAUGACCAUCGACACUGCUUGCUCUUCCUCGCUCAUUGCCGUACAUCAGGCCGUCCAGGUCUUGAGGAGUGGCGAGUGCCCUGUUGCCAUUGCUGCCGGCACCAACCUGAUCUUUGGGCCCACCAUGUACAUCGCUGAGAGCAAUCUGAACAUGUUAUCCCCCACGGGCCGUUCGCGCAUGUGGGAUGCUGGUGCUGACGGCUACGCCCGUGGUGAGGGCGUGGGUGCUGUUGUUCUGAAGACGCUCUCCGCCGCUCUUCGCGACGGUGACCACAUCGAGUGCUUGAUCCGCGAGACCGGCAUCAACCAGGACGGCCGUACCCCCGGUAUCACCAUGCCCAGUGCCUCUGCCCAGGGUAUGCUCAUCGCCGACACAUAUGCUCGGGCCGGCCUGGACCCUCUCAAGAAAGAGGAUCGCUGCCAGUACUUCGAGGCACAUGGCACCGGCACCAAGGCCGGUGAUCCUCAAGAGGCUGGUGCCAUCUUUCGUGCCUUCUUCCCCGAGAAACGCGAGGUCACUGGAGACUCUGAAGAGGAUGACAACGAUGUCCUCUACGUUGGGUCUAUCAAGACGGUCAUCGGUCACACCGAAGGCACUGCGGGCAUCGCUGGUCUCCUCAAGGCGUCUCUGGCCAUCCAGAACCGAACCAUCCCGCCAAACAUGCACUUCAUGCGACUGAACCCGGAUAUCGAGCCCUACUAUGGCAAUCUGAAGGUGCCUGUCGAUGCCAUCGAAUGGCCGGAGCUCCCAGACGGCACUCCUCGCCGCGCCUCGGUCAACAGCUUCGGCUUCGGCGGUGCAAACGCCCACGCCAUCGUCGAGAGCUACGACCCGCCAGAGGGAUUCCCGGCUGAGCCGGAACUGCCCGUCUCGACACCGUUUGUCUUCUCCGCUGCGUCCGAGCGAUCCCUGGUGUCUCUCCUGAACGCCUACCUGUCGUUCCUCAAGGAGAAUCCCGACUUUGAUGCACGCACCCUGUCCUGGUCCCUCUCCAAGCGCACGGCAUUCAACUUCCGCGCCGCAUUUGCUGCUCCCACUAUUGAGUCCCUCGCUUCAACAAUCGAGGCCAGGCUCGCGGAGAGCAAGGAGAAGAAGGAGCCCGUUGCGACUCGUGCCAAUGCCAAGACGAGUCGCAAGAUUCUCGGUGUAUUCACCGGACAGGGUGCCCAGUGGGCGACAAUGGGUCGUGACCUGGUGACUUCCUCCUUCGCCGCCGAGGCUAUAGUUGACAAGCUAGAGCAGUCCCUUGCUGAGCUGCCCGACGCGCCCGAGUGGUCACUCAAGGCCGAGCUGCUUGCGGGCAAGGAGGCUUCGCGCAUCGCGCUCGGUGAGAUCUCGCAGCCCCUCUGCACUGCCGUGCAGGUGAUGGUGGUCGACAUGCUCCGCGCUGCCGGCCUCGAUUUCAGUGCCGUCGUUGGUCACUCGUCUGGUGAGAUUGCUGCGGCCUACGCUGCAGGCUUCCUGUCCGCCCGUGAUGCCAUCCGCAUUGCCUUCUACCGUGGCAAGUACACCAAAUUCGCCAAGGGUCCUAACGGCAAGAGCGGUGCCAUGAUCGCCGCCGGGACCUCCAUGGACGAUGCGAACGAUCUGUGCGGUCUUCCCAAGCUCAAUGGCAGAGUGCAGUUGGCAGCGAGCAACUCCUCCGCCAGUGUCACCAUCUCUGGUGACGAGGAUGCUGUUGAUUUUGUGCAGCUAAUAUUCGAGGACGAGUCCAAGUUUGCCCGCAAACUGAAGGUCGACACUGCCUAUCACUCGAGCCACAUGAAAGCCUGCUCCUCGUACUAUCUCGAGGCCCUCGGAGCCUGUGGCAUCCAGAUCAACCAGCCUGGUGAGAAUGCCUGCCCGUGGUAUUCUUCUGUCUUUGGCGGCGAAAAAGUCACCAUGGAGCAUUCUGAGCUGCUCAGCAAUGCCUACUGGAAGGACAACAUGCUGCAGCCCGUGCUGUUCUCGCAGGCUUUGACUGCCGCUGUCAAGGAUAUUGGGACCCCAGGCCUGGCCCUCGAAGUCGGCCCUCACGCCGCUCUGAAGGGCCCUGCCAGCCUUACGAUUGAAGAGGCUGGCGGUGCUGCAGUCCCGUACUUCGGGACCCUGUCUCGUGGUAUCAACGACUCUACCGCCCUCUCGAGCACCAUUGGCUCCGUAUGGACAGUCCUUGGCACCUCUGCUGUCGACUUCAAGGCAUAUGAUCGGCUCUUUGCACAGGACGCCACCUACACUGUGUCCAAGGACUUGCCCUCCUACACGUGGGACCACGAGAAGGUCAUCUGGAACGAGACUCGUCUGUCAAAGGCGCACCGUCUCCGUGAGAACCCAACGCACGAGCUUCUGGGUGCUCGCGCAACUGAUGAGGGAGAGGGCGAGUUCAGAUGGCGCAACUACAUCAAGCCCAACGAGAUGCCCUGGCUGAAGGGUCAUGCUAUCCAGGGCCAGACCAUCUUUCCUGCCGCGGGCUUCGCGGUCAUGGCCCUCGAGGCAUCCAAACAGCUCGUCCCCGAUUACGAAAAGACGGUUAGGCUGGUCGAGCUGCUUGACUUCAGCAUCCACAAGGCGUUGUCUUUCAUGGAUGACAACACGGGUGUAGAGACCAUCUACGUCAUGUCGAAUGUUCACAGAGGGGAGGACACCAUCACGGCCGACUUCUCUAUCCAUGCCUGCCAGAACAAGGAGACAGGUGGCUUUGUCUCGGUGGCCAGUGGCCAAAUCCGCUUGACCACGGGUGAGCCCUCUGUGGAGGCCCUGCCGGAGCGUGUUGAGUCGAAGAUCCCUCUUUUGCCGGUCGACACAGAGUUCUUCUACAAGGAACUGGCCAAGCUUGGAUAUGGAUAUACAGGUAUGUUCAGUGGCAUCACCGAAAUGAAGCGCAGCGCCGGCCAUGCAUCUGGCGAGAUGACCAUUGCCCGUGACCCUGACUCUGUCACCCACCCGUGGGUUGUGCACCCUGCCACUUUGGAUGUCGCGUUCCAGUCCAUCUUUGCUGCCAUCGGGGCCCCUGGCGACGGACGCUUGUGGACUUUGCACGUCCCGACUCUGAUCAGCCGUAUCGCUGUCAACCCUGACGCCUGCCAAUCUACCUCUGGCGUUGAGAUCCCUAUGCCCUUCGACGCAACCCUUUCCUUGUCGGAGAAUGGCAUGACUGGCGACGUGGAUAUCUACGCCGAGGACGGGAAGAACGCCGCAAUCUACGUCGAGGGUCUCCAUGUUACGCCUCUCACGCAGCCCACUGCCGCCGAUGACAGACAAACCUUCGCCGAGACACUAUGGGAUAUCGCACAGCCCGACGGUGCCCUUGGGUGGAACGAGUGGGCUCUCACAGAAGAUGAGACCGAGGGAGCCGCUCUCUGCGAGCGCAUGUGCUUCUACUACCUGAACCAGUUGUACCGGUCAAUCACUCUUGAACAGCGCGAGAAGUGCGACUGGCACCAGCUCUGUGUGCUCAAUUGGGCGCAGUUCGUCCAUGAGACUGCAUUGAGUGGCAAGCAUGCAACCUGCAAGAAGGAGUGGCUGGACGAUACCUGGGAUGACAUCAAGCAAGACUUCGACCAUUGGUCCAAGAUCCACCCUCACUUCCAUACACUGGUCUUCAUCGGCGAGAUGCUUGUGCCUUUUGUCCGUGGCGAAUUGUCCAUGCUCGAUGAAUUUCGCAAGGACGACAAACUGAGCGAGUUCUACUUUGGGCACUAUGGCUACAAGGAGUACAACAUGUACCUUGGCAAACUUGUCAAUCAGAUCUCGCAUCGCCACCACAACAUGAGGAUCCUGGAGAUUGGUGCUGGAACUGGCUCCUCCACAGCCGCCACGCUGGAGUGCCUCAAUGAUGGCUUCGCGACGUAUACUUAUACGGACAUAUCGGCAGCCUUCUUUGAGGAGGCCAAGGAGAUGUUCAAGUCCAAUGCGGAGAAGAUGAUUUUCAAGACGCUGGAUGCUGAGAAAGACAUCAAAGAGCAGGGCUUCGAAGAGGGCACCUAUGAUCUGAUCAUUGCGGGCAACGUCAUUCACGCCACGGCCCACCUGGAGACGACCCUGAAGAACGUCCGCAAGCUGCUCCGCCCUGGCGGAUACCUGUGUCUGCUUGAGGUCACCAACAACAAGCCACUCCGGAUCGGCUUCGGAUUCUGCGGCCUUCCGGGUUGGUGGGCUGGUCGAGAAGAUGGUCGUGUCUACUCCCCCUUGGUCGGGCAGAAGGACUGGGACACGAUACUUCGCAAGAGCGGCUUCUCUGGAGUCGACACUGCCACCCCCGAGGAGAAAGUAUACCUCGUGCCCUUCAGUGUCAUGGUCUCGCAGGCCGUCGACAAGCAGAUGCACAUGAUCCGCGAGCCCAUGGCGUUCAGCGGCAAGACCACCUUCACCGACAAGCUGCUCAUCCUCGGCGGUCAAAAGGUCCAGACUUCUCGUCUGGUCCGAAGUCUGACUGCUGCUCUUGGGCCCUUCUUCCCUGAAAUUCAAAACAUUGAGAGCCUCCUCGAUAUAGACGAAGAGACUAUCAACUCUCAGCCCACGAUCCUCAGCUUGAUGGAGCUCGACGAGUUGCUCUUCAAAGACUUCAGCCUGGAGAAGUUCCGCGCAAUCGUCCGCAUGUGCGACCACUCGCGCAACAUGCUCUGGGUGACUGUCGGAAGUCGUGGUGAGGAACCCUACAUGAACAUGAUGGUGGGCACGGGUCGCUGCUUGGUCGGAGAGAUGCCCUCACUCCGCCUGCAAUUCCUCAAUUUUGAUGCCAGCGAGAAGCCCAAUGCCGAGACCAUCGCCGAGCAUCUUCUGCGCCUGCAAAUCUCGGAUGCAUGGGGCAAGGGCCUCGCAAAGAGUUACGAGCCCCUGUGGACCCUCGAGCGAGAGAUGUCGAUUGACAAUGGCACGAUGCUCAUCCCCAGGUAUCUGCCCGCCACCGACAUCAACACGCGCUUGAAUUCCGAGAGGCGACUUAUCACCAAAGAUGUCACACCUUCCGAAGCCGUCAUCGAGAUCAACAGCUCUGGCUCUUCCUACGACCUGCUUGACUGCGCAAGCACGGAGGGCGCAACUGACGAGACUAUCACUAUUCAGGUCAGCAAAUCACUUCUCUGCGCUGUCUCUGUCGCAGGCAUUGGUUGCCUGUACGUUGUCGCUGGAACCACCAAGGUCGGGAAGAAAGUUGUUUCGCUCUCUGAAACCAACCGUUCCACCGUCGUGGUACCAAAGGCCUGGGCGGCAGAGUACGACGAAGACAACGAAGGAGCCAUGCUUGUCGCCACUGCCGCGGAGCUGCUGGUGGAUGCUAUCCUCUCACUCAGCCCAAACUGCCAGUCCAUGCUGGCCCACGAGCCCAGCGCUGCCGUUGCUCACAGUCUCAAGCGGCGAUAUGAGGCUUCUGGGAAGAAGGUGACAUUCACCUCCACCUUGGCCGGCCCCUGCCCCGGUGUGAAACACUUCCACCCUUCGAUUCCUGACCGUGUCCUCUCUCAAUCCCUUCCCAAAGAUGCCUCCGUCUUUGUCGACCUCGCCGAGAACAAGGAGUCUAUGGGUGUAGGGGCGCGUAUCAGAAAGUACCUGCCCCUCGGUUGCACGCCGAGGAGCGGUGCGGACUUGUACAGCGCUCGUGCAUUUAUGGCUCAGGUAUACGACUCUGAGGUCGUUACGCAGACGCUCAAGCUUGCAGUGGAAAAUGCCCAGGCCCUGGUAAAGAGUGGAAACAGCCAGCUAUUCACGGAGAGCGUCGCGCUGUCUGCCAUCUCGGGAAAGAAUAUCUACCGUCAAGGUCUGCGCAUCGUCGACUGGAAGAGGGACGAGCCCGUGGCCGUGCGCGUCCUUCCUGCCGAGGAGUCGAUCAAGUUCCGCACCGACCGUACAUACUUCAUGAUCGGUCUCACCGGAGAAGUCGGCCUUGCCCUCACGCGCUGGAUGGUGGAGCGCGGUGCUCGCCACCUCGCCUUGUCCUCGCGAAAUCCCAAGAUUGAGCAAGCAUGGUUGGAACUCGUCGAGGCCGAGGGAGCUAUCGUCAAGACGUACGCCAUGGACGUCACAUCCUGGGAUUCCAUCCGAGCUGUCGUUAAACAGAUCGAGAAGGAAAUGCCGCCAAUCGGUGGUGUUGCAAACGGUGCUAUGAUCCUCAAGGACAGUCUAUUUGCCAACCAGAGCCAUGAGGUGUUCCUCGAGACCCUGAGACCCAAAGUAGACGGCACUAGGUUCUUGGACGAGAUCUUUACGGACAACGAUCUCGACUUCUUCAUGUGCUUUUCGUCACUAGCAUCUGUCUCGGGUAACAUGGGCCAGACUGCCUAUGCGGCAGCCAAUGCGUACAUGUGCUCGCUCAUUGCCGGACGCCGUCAGCGUGGCCUCGUCGGCUCGGUCAUCAACAUGCCUGGUAUCGUGGGUCUGGGAUACCUCAACCGUGACCCUAGCAAGCUCGAGAGACUUCGAUCUGUCGGCUAUGCUAACAUCAACGAGUGGGAGUUCUACCAAUUCUUCUCCGAGGCUGUUAUGGCUGGCCGCCCCGAAUCCGGCCGCAAUCCGGAGAUCACGGCCGGUCUGCAGCAAAUUGACGUCGAGAACAAUGACAGCCCGCCCGCAUGGAUCAACAUACCCCGUUUCGCGUGGCUGAGGUUGGUCAAGCCCCAGGAGCAAAACGCCGGUGGUUCAGGCAAGGGCACGGUCAGUGUCAGAAACAAGUUGAAGGAGUUGACCAAAGAGGAGGACGUUUAUGAGCUUUUGCUGGAUGGACUUCUCAUGACUCUGUAUCAGAGGCUGAAUAUGGCUCCCGAGGAGCAGGGGAUCACACCGGAAACCACCAUCGUCGAGCUCGGUGUCGACUCACUUCUUGCUGUCGACAUGCGCACAUGGUUCACCAAAGAGCUGGAUCUCGACAUGCCUGUGCUCAAAAUACUCGGCGGCGCCACCGUCUCUGACCUUGUUGAAGACGCCGUCAAGCGUCUGUCUCCCGAUCUGAUCCCCAACGUAGUCAAGACGGCACCUGCCGAGGCCGCUGGGGAUGAGAAGAAGGAAGAACCCGCUGCCGCAUCAGUUUUGGCUGAGGCCGACCAGUCCUUUCGUGAUCCUAGUGAAGCGGCGCAAGUCACCGAUGCGGAGGCGAAUCUGGGGGCCGCAGAUAGCCCGGCUCCUGACGAGGAUCGUGUUGAUGAUUCUUCGGAUCGCUCUGACGCUGGCUCUUGGGUUGCUGUCCAGACACCUGCCGGGUCCGAUGGGCCAGCGAGCGAGAGUGAAGUUCCUGAUGAGAUGGCAGCAGCAGCAGCAGAGGAAGAGGAGCAAGAUGCGCAGGAGAUCGACUUGCAAAGCUUGCCAAGACAGGACCAAGAAGCAGAGACGACAACGGCAGCAGCAGCAGCUUUCGAAGAGGUAGCUGAGAGCCCACUGCCAUCGCCACUGGAGGAGACCACUCGGUCUGAGUCUCCCGAUUCCAGUCAUGUUGACUCGAACUCCGGUGCUGAGACCCCCGAGACUCACCUCUCGGAUGACGAGACCGAGAAUGCGAAGCCUCAAGACAGGGCAGUGGCUACGAACAAGGACACCGAAACCUCGAUGACUGACUCAGAGCCCAUCAAGGCAUCAGAUGAAGCAGAAGAGGUGAAAGUGGAAAUUCCUGAAACACAGUUGGUAUUUUCCCGGACCACAAAGAUGUCCUAUGCCUCUUCUCGAUUCUGGUUUCUGAUGCGGUAUCUAGAGGACCCAACCACCUUCAAUCUCACCUGCCGACUUCAGUUCACCGGGCGCAUCCGAGAACAUGAUGCAGAGCGGGCCAUCGCCGGCCUAGGCCACCGCCACGAGGCCUUCCGCACCGCCUUCUUUUCGGACCCCGGCCGGCUCAAUGAGCCUACCCAAGGGGUCCUCGCGGAGGAGGACAGCCCUCUACGGCUGGAGAAACGGCGCAUCCAGAAUGAAGACGAGGUGGAGAAGGAGACAGACGAGUUGAUGAAGUACAUCUUCAAACUCCACCGCGGCGAGUCGAUCCGCAUCAAGCUGCUUUCCCUGUCGGACACGAAACACUACCUGCUCUUUGGGUUCCACCAUAUCGCGAUUGAUGGGUUUUCAUUCAAUAUCCUUCUAUCGGAGAUCAACAAGAUGUACGAUGGAGAAGCGCUCCCGCCCGUGACGUGUCAGUUUAGCGACUUUGCUGAGAGGCAGAGGAGAGCCGUGGAAGAGGGGAAGAUGGAUGGGGAAAUGCAAUUUUGGAGAGGGGAGUAUCCUGAUUUCCCGGAGCCGUUACCUUUGUUCCCGGUAGCUCAUGGGAGCAAGAGACAAAACCAAACGAACUACAACUUCGAGCCGGCCGAUUGCGAACUUGACGCCCGCCUCGUCCGCCAAAUCAAGACGCAGUGCAAGCGCCACAAGAUCACGACCUUCCACUUCUUCUUGGCAGUUCUCAAGGUCUUUUUGUUUCGCCAUCUCGACACGGACGACCUCGUCAUCGGGGUUGCCGACGCCAACCGUGCCGAUGCCUCCGUCACCGGCACGGUUGGCUUCCUGCUGAACCUCCUUCCUCUUCGCUUCAAGUCAGCCAAGGGAGAGGUUUUCAAGGACUCGGUCAUCGAGGCACGCAGCAAGGCGUACUCUGCUCUGGCUAACUCCAAGCUUCCCUUCGAUGUGCUCCUCGAGACGCUGGAUAUACCCCGCUCGGCAAGCCACAGCCCGCUGUUCCAAGUUUUCAUGGACUACCGGCAGAUCAAUGCGGAGCAGCCAAAGCUGCUUGGGGGUGAGGCUGUGGGGACACAUUCGGUGGGACGCAAUGGCUACGACCUGGUUGUUGAUGUCAACGAGGUCGCUGGCACCUCGAUGCAUGUCACUUUCAGGAUGCAAAGAUACCUCUACUCCAAGCCGGCCACCGAGAUGCUGUUCAGCAGCUACAUGCGACUCGUCAAAGCAUUUGCCACCAACUUCGACACCAAAGUCGACCAGGUGCCGCUUUGGAGCGCAGACGACAUUGAAGGCGCCAAGAUCCUCGGUCGUGGGCCGCAACUGACACCAGAUUGGCCCGAGACUCUUUCUCACCGCAUCAUGGCGGUAGCGGCUCAACAUCCAGAGAGCAUUGCAGUCAAAGACGGAGUUGGCAACACUUUGGCCUACUCAGCCGUGCAGCAGCAAGUCCACACCAUCAGUCAGGCGCUCACCAAGGCUGGCGUCAAGUCUGGGUCGCGGGUAGCAAUUUUCCAGGAGCCGACCGCCGAUUGGGUGUGCUCUCUGCUUGGGAUCUGGCACGCAGGAGGCACAUAUGUUCCCAUGGACCUGCGAAGCUCUUUGUCCCGGCUGGCCGCUGUUGCUGGCUCUGCGAAACCGACCGUCGUCCUGUGCCACGGCGCCACCGAGCAAAUGGUCCCUGAGCUGAACUCGAAGGCAAAAGUGAUCAACGUCUCGCAACUUGUUCCCAGCACCAAGACCACCCCAAGCAAAGCGAAACUCGAGGCAGACGCGGUAGUCUUAUACACCAGUGGCUCGACUGGCGUACCCAAGGGCAUCGUCCUGCGCCACUUAGCUUUCAAGAACACCAUUUACGGCUUGACAAAGGAGUAUAACAUCGGCCGGGAGAGGGUCCUCCAGCAGAGUGCUUACACCUUCGACUUUUCGCUUGACCAGAUCCUCUGUGGUCUUGUCAAUGGCGGCUCCGUUUUUGUCGUUCCCAAGGCCAGUCGCGGUGAUCCCGUCGAGAUUGCCAAGAUCAUCUUGAACGAGGACAUUACCUAUACCCGAGCGACGCCUUCUGAGUACGCAAGCUGGCUGUCUUAUGGAUCGGAAUAUCUCAAGACAGCUUCGCAAUGGAGGUUCGCCUGGGGCGGUGGUGAGAUGAUGACAAACGCGCUUCGACAAGGGAUUGAAGAGCUCCGUCUGCCAGGCCUCAAGCUUUACAAUUCCUACGGCCCCGGAGAGACCGUCACGUGCACGAAGAUGGAGAUCCCUUACCGAGGCGCACUCACCGAGACGACUUCGCCCGAGAUCCCCGUUGGUGUCCCGCUUCCAAACUAUUCGGUGUACGUUGUCGACCGCAAUCUUGAUCCUGUUCCGGCAGGUGUUUCUGGGGAGAUCGUCAUCGGUGGCCCCAGUGUUGCCAAGGGUUACUUGAACAACGAAAAGUUGAGCAGCAGCAAGUUCCUCCCCAAUUACUUUGCUCCCACCGAGUUUGCCGCCGGAGACGGGAGAAUGGUUUAUCGCACGGGAGACGUCGGCCGUCUCCGAGGGGAUGGCGCUGUCAUGUUCCAGGGGCGAAUCAACGGGGACACCCAGAUCAAGCUGCGUGGCAUCCGGAUUGAACUUGAAGACAUCGAAAGCUCCAUCGUCCAUGCUGCUUCGGGCGUCAUCCACCGGGCUGUCGUCUCAGUCCGCAACGAGCUCUUGGUGGGACAUGUCGAGUUUGCUCCUGGCACCCAGACCGAGAAUGGCGGCCAAUUCCUGCGCAACCUCCGCUACAAACUACCUCUGCCGCUCUACAUGAUCCCGAACAUGCUUAUACCCAUGGAUACUAUCCCACUCAACGCCCAUGGCAAGACGGACCGGCGUGCCGUCAGCGAGGUGCCACUGCCGACUCCCUCGGACGACAAGACAACUUAUACUCUGACCGAGACGGAGAAGGCUCUCAGGGACCUGUGGAUCGAAAUUGUGCCCAAGGACAUCAUCAAGCUGGUUUCAGUCAGCGAUAUGACCAGCUUCUUCGAGGCUGGCGGCAACUCGUUGCUGCUUGUGAAACUGCAGAUCAUGAUCCGUACGCGCUUCGCCGCCGCCCUUUCACUGGUUGAAUUGUUUGAGAACAACACGCUUGGCGCCAUGGCUGCGAAAAUUGCUUCGGCAGAGAAGCUGGACCAGACCAUCGACUGGGAGGACGAGGUAGCCAUCGAUCAAGACCUUCUUGAUCAGGCGGAUGACAGCAUUCAACAUGCUGUCGGAAGGGCUGGCGAUGGUGCGACCAUUUUGAUGACGGGUGCAACGGGAUUCUUGGGCAAGCACAUCUUGAACAGCCUCGCAGCAGACGAGCGUGUUGCCCGGAUCCACUGCGUCGCCGUCCGUGACAAGCCCACCCGUGCUGCACCUUCAGGACCCAAGGUUGUCGUCCACCCAGGCGAGAUGUCGGCGCCUUUCUUCGGCAUGUCUGAGGCCGACUUCAAUCAGCUCGCCGAGAAGGCCGAUAUAAUAGUGCACAGUGGCGCCAACCGGUCCUUCUUCGACUACUUCCAGCUUCUCAAGGGAUCUAACUACACUUCCACACGCAGCAUCGUGCGGCUCGCAGCGUCUCGCAAGAUACCGGUGCACUUCAUUUCUUCGGGCGGCGUGCUCAAUCUUGAUUCCGACGAGCAAGGAAACAACGACGCUAUCACGCACUCCGCGACAUCCGUUGAAGCGCAACCCCCGAAGGAUGGGUCCGAGGGCUACGUGUCCUCCAAGUGGGCCAGCGAGAAGCACCUCGAGAAGGCAUCGUCCCAGCUCAGGGUCCCCGUCACCAUCCACCGUGUUGUCCCUGCUGGGGACGGUGCCGAGCCGACCGAGGCCAUGUUCGAAGAUCUCGUCGGCCAGUUCAAAGCGAUCACCAAGAAGAUACAACUCCUCCCGUCGCAGUCAGGCUGGGAGGGCGCCUUUGACCUCAUCCAGGUGGAAGACCUCGCUCAACGGAUCGUCAAUGCCAGCAUCGAUUCCGCCUCCUCUGAUCCAACAUCAGAUGAGAACUCGGCACGGUACGUCCACCACCGCUGCGAGAUGAGAGUCGAGAUGGCGGACGUGCUUCCUAUGGUCGAGCAGUCUGGCUACAAGGACCAGUUCGGCACGUUGCCGGCCCAUAAGUGGAUCGGACGAGCCAAGCUCGAAGGGCUGAGAUGGCACAUCGCGAGCCAGGACAGUGCUGUCGUGGGCGACGAGGAGGCGGGUGAGAUGGUCAUGGUCAAGAGGUAG
Diaporthe citri is the source of this 12369-nucleotide messenger RNA. RefSeq lists its product as uncharacterized. Gene Ontology annotation, molecular function: phosphopantetheine binding; fatty acid synthase activity; 3-oxoacyl-[acyl-carrier-protein] synthase activity. NCBI's taxonomy places the organism in Eukaryota, Fungi, Ascomycota, Sordariomycetes, Diaporthales, Diaporthaceae. Bases 1 to 12369 code for a protein of 4122 amino acids. The transcript has 5 exons. Gene Ontology annotation, biological process: fatty acid biosynthetic process; secondary metabolite biosynthetic process. The record is from RefSeq and is a predicted model, not a curated record.